This is a messenger RNA of Thermothielavioides terrestris NRRL 8126, 1251 nucleotides long. RefSeq lists its product as uncharacterized. The record is from RefSeq and is a predicted model, not a curated record. The transcript is spliced from 2 exons. Gene Ontology annotation, biological process: TOR signaling. Lineage: Eukaryota; Fungi; Ascomycota; Sordariomycetes; Sordariales; Chaetomiaceae. The coding region runs from base 120 to 1085 and encodes 321 amino acids. Gene Ontology annotation, cellular component: cytosol.
AUCCAUCACCAAGCUCCGCCGAUCCACAACCUCAACCUUAACCUCGACCUCAACCUCGACUUUAACUUUAACCCAGCCAUUACCAUCGCCGACCCUCCAUUUCCUUCCCGUCCCAGAAAAUGGACCCCCCAGCAACCAUCCGCCCGGCUCCUCCGCCUCCUCCUCCCCGAACCGACCAACCGUUCGAGCCGUACCCGAGCCCCUCCCGCCUGACCCUCGCGACGCGCAGCCACACGCAGGGCGCCUUCCACAUCUCGGCGCGCAAGCUGCCGAUCCUCAAGGCGGGGCCGAUCGACGCCAUGGCGGCGCGGCUGCGCAUCCCCGUGCCCGAGAUGAUCUUCGGCGACAACCUGGUGUGCGUGGCGCACCCGCGCACGGGCUGGAGCGUGUCCUUCGGCGCCGAGGCCGCGCUCGACACGGUCGACAAGACCGGCGCGGGCGGCAUGCUGCGCGUCGCCCACGCCACCGCCUGGAGCAGCAGCCGCGAGCGCAGCGGCGCCACCGCCGGCAUCUCCGAGGUCGUUCGCCCCUUCGACUGGAGCUACUCGGCGCGCUAUCUGGGUGAUGAGGUGCGCGCUGCGGAUGGAAGGGGGUUGGAAGCGAGGACAAGAAGGGGGGGGGGUAAGACGGCGGAGGGGAAGGGGGACGGAGACGGAGACGAAAACGGGGAAGAGGAGGAGGUGGCAAUUCCGGUGGAGUUGCUGAAGCGGAGGGAUCCGAUUCUGUUCGCCGACGAGGUGGUGCUCUACGAGAGCGAGCUGGACGAUAACGGGAUUAGCGUGAUGAGCGUCAAGUUCAGGGUCAUGGAGCAGCGGAUGUUGCUGCUUUGUCGCCUGUUCAUGCGCUUGGACGGGGUGCUGGUGCGCGUGAGGGACACGAGGGUGUAUGUCGACUUUGAGAAGGAGCUGGUGAUCCGAGAGUACACGGCGCGGGAGGAUACAUUUGACAACGUUAAGCAGCUUUACCUGAGCGGCCUGAUGCCGGAUGCCAUCACGGCAGCCCUGAGGGACUCGAACCAGGUGGUGAACCUGCUGCCCGUCGUGGAAAGCUGCGUGGACAGCGUCUGCUUGGCGCCGAAGUCGUAAUGCCUUGAUCCGGUGCAAAUUUCGCACGGGAAGCGAUUUGGCGUUGGGCGUUGGGCGACUCCUAGAUCACGAGCCGCGAAGAGCUGAAAAAAAUACGAACUUGUUGAAUGUGGGCGGAAAGUCUCUGCUUCGUCCUAAAAACAAAUAUUUGCCCUCGUCCUCGAGC